Molecule: messenger RNA, 1718 nt
Organism: Sciurus carolinensis (gray squirrel)
Lineage: Eukaryota; Metazoa; Chordata; Mammalia; Rodentia; Sciuridae
Gene: Mmp24os
Product: MMP24 opposite strand
Exons: 2
Coding region: 601-780 (59 amino acids)
Source: RefSeq, a predicted model, not a curated record
UGCUAGGGAAGCACUAUUCAAUGAGUCCCUAGCUCUCUGGCCAUUCUGAAUGUGCUAUCUGGGGUGACCUCAGUCUCUGUGCCUCUUUCCCAAUUGUUCCAGAAUCCUGGGAAGGUUGGAUGGGAUGGACACCCCCACACAGCCCUCGCCAUCAUCAGGAUGGGAGGCUUUAUCCCAGAGCAAGAGAAAUCUCCCCAGCAGUUCAUGUAUUUUUCACCCAACUUAUGCCUCUGUCUAAUCUGGUGAGAAGCUAUUCCACCUUUCUCAGGCCAGUGUGAGGACCCUCUGAAGGUUCUCGGGCACCCAACCACAGGGCAUUAUUGCUCUCUGAUCUAAAAUACUUGGAGGUGACCCCUCAGGUACUUGGAGCUCAAGUGGGGUGGGCAGCGCUGUCAGUUCCCAGAGCAUGUGGGGCGGGGCCUCGGUGCUGGAGCGGGAUUGGCUGGGUGCGUUCGUUGGGUUCCGCCCCUGGGUGCAAAUCUCAUUUCCGCUCUGUUGAUCGGCGGGAGGGUGAGGUUGGUGCGCAGUGACGUCAGUCGUGGCUCCUCCCGAGGCCAGCGUUGGGAUCCAGCUCCCUGAGGGUUUCUCAUCCUAUAGAUCAUGGGCACCCAACUGAGCGGCGGCCAGGGUGACCCGGAGCCGGCGCAGCCCCAGCCCGAGGUGCCAGAAGGCCCGGAACGGCCGCAACCCCAGCCCCAGCCCCAGCCCCAGCCCGAGCCCGGCCCAUGGGGCCCGUUGGAAGACGUGCGCUUCCUCAUAGCCUGCACCUCAUGGUACUGACAGCAAUCUGCGUCCUAGCCCUGCUCUAUCUGGCCCUCCCUGCCGCCCUGCCCCGUGUCUCUUACACUCCUGCCCAGGCAGACGGGCAGGGAGGUUCCGGGACUGGAGGAAGUCUGCAGCAUCGCCUCGAGGGCACCCGUUCGCCCUAACCCCCGAACAACUCCUCCAGCCUGCACCCAAUCCCAGCUCAGACCUUCGUGCUCAUCCCUGUCUUCUCCAGCAUCCUGAGGCAGCCUUCCCUGAACCAGAACCAGAACUGGGCCAGGCCUCCUAGUAAGACCCUGAGAAUGCUGACCUUCCAGCAUGUCUGUCCCGUAUUAUUAGAACUGAGCUUGUGCCUGUGGCCCGGGUCAUGGCACCAUUUGCUUCACUUCAGAGAAGUCCUUGCCAUAGUGACCCUCCCCAUACUCCCCAGCCUCUGAGACAGAGGACAACUGAUCGUGAUCUGGCAGAUGAUGUAUGUGGUAGCUACACUGCAUUUCGAAGAACUCUCUUCUCUCGGAAGCUUCUUAAGGUCAUUCAAACCCUCAUGUUUGUUCCCACACCCCAGAGAAAUGACACACUCUGUAUUUCUGUUUUAUUUAUAAAUGAUUUAAAAAACAUUAUACAAAGGCUGAUCAGUUUAAAAUGUGACCGACACUGAAAUGCUGUGAUAUUCCCCCAGGCUGAGGAGAAGCUGGGUUCUGGGGCCACCAGCACUUUGCCCCUCUGUCUGACUGCCCUGUCCUGGGGUGAUGGACACACAGAUGACCACAGGCAGGAGAAUCUGAGAUUGGAAGCCUCUAGGCUGAGCCCUCUCUGGGCCUGGCCUCACUUCUGCAGCCUGGGCUGCAUCCCCUGCUCUUUUACAGCUGGCCUCAUAGUACCAGGAGCCAGCAAGGAGCCUGGGGGGUGGGGAGCAUGGCUAGAGCUUUCAAGAAGUGAGAGCACCAACCUGA